AAUAGAGGGAGAGAUAGAUGGAAGAUAUGUUGGGGGAUAUUUGUCAGAGUUCAGAAACUCCUUACAAUUAUCAGUCACAGAUAAUCGACAGAGAGAGCUUUCAGAGUCUCCGAAUUCAAGCUCUCUCAGGUGAAAAUUGGCCGGAAAAUCAAUCUUUCACGACGAGUCGUUGUGAAUUUGAGUGAUUUGUGGUGAUUCAUUCAAGAGUUGCAGAGCCAGUGAAUUUUUUUUUGAGCUUUGAAAUGCAAGAUAUACAUUCGAUUGGAGGCGGCGGCGGCGGAGACAGGCGUAUGAGGCCGCACCACCACCAGAACCACCAGUCCUUGAAGUGUCCCCGGUGCGAUUCUCUCAACACCAAGUUCUGCUACUACAACAACUACAACCUCUCUCAGCCCCGCCACUUCUGCAAGAACUGCCGCCGGUACUGGACCAAAGGCGGCGUCCUCCGCAACGUUCCCGUCGGCGGCGGCUGCCGGAAAACCAAACGCUCUAAGCCUAAAACCUCCUCCGCCACCGCCACCGCCACCGCCGAUGCGCCUCGAGAUCGCAAAUCGAACUCUCAUUCCAGCAGCGAGAGCUCCAGCCUCACCGCCUCAACCACCGCCGCACCGCCGUCCACCGUCGAGGUAGCGUCGGCGAGCUCUUCGACAUCGGCGUCGACAUUACUCAACUUUCCGGACUCGAGGUUCUUCAAUAGUAUUCCACAAGCUACAAACCCUAGCUUCCGUCAUCAUCAUCAUCCGCCGUUGAUCGAUCAGUCAUCAUCGGACGGCGGGAUCUUCCCGGAGAUCGGAGGUAGUUUCACCAGCCUGAUGACGUCAUCCAACGAUUCAUCGUCGAUUCUAGGGUUCAACAUCGCUGACAUUUCGGCUUCGGCGUACCGGUUGCACCAACAGAAUCAGGGACCGGUUGUGCAGAAUCAGAAUUCGAAUCAGAUAUGGCAGGAACAGCAGGAGAAGAUGGGGUGUUCGGUACCUAAUGAAUUGAAGAUGCAGCAGAUCUCGGCCGGGUUUCUGGAUCAGACUGCUGAGGUUGAUUUAUCGGGUAUGCAGAACAGAGAGAACAGCGGUGGGCUAGGAGGACUUGAUUGGCAAGUUGGUGGAGAUCAAGGGUUGUUUGAUUUUACUGGAACCGUUGAUCAAGCUUACUGGAGUCAAACUCAGUGGAAUGACAGCGAUCACCAUCUUUAUCUCCCAUAAUCUCACUAUUUAACUCAAAAUUUCAGAGGAAAAAAAAAGGAAGAAAAAAUGGGUAUUAUGAUUGUUCUUCCAUGUAAAUUAAUUUCUUUCUUUCUUUCUUUCUUUGUUUUUGUAUUUUCUUUUGGGUUGAUUUUGGAAGGAGUUGGGUUUUGUCUUUCACAAUGUUCAUCUGCAACCAACUUUCAUUUCCAUGUUUUUUUGUUUUUAAUUCGUUUUUUUUGGGGAGUUUUGGUUAUUAUUGUAUUUGGAAAUUAAACUUAAUUAAAGCAAAUAUAUAGAAUUUUGAGCCAUUGAUUUCUUUAUCUAA
Messenger RNA from Camellia sinensis, 1506 nucleotides. Its product is annotated as dof zinc finger protein DOF5.4. Gene Ontology annotation, molecular function: DNA binding; DNA-binding transcription factor activity. Gene Ontology annotation, biological process: regulation of DNA-templated transcription. Lineage: Eukaryota; Viridiplantae; Streptophyta; Magnoliopsida; Ericales; Theaceae. The record is from RefSeq and is a predicted model, not a curated record.